CACUGUUUCCUGUUUAUGCAGUGCGGUCGCGAUGUCGAAAUGUCAGAAGCGGGAUGUGUUGCAAGGAUGUUGGAUCGGCGCCUCAAUGACGUUCGUCGUGUCUCCUUUUGAGCGUGGAACACCGACUCUUGGAACUUGGAAUGCCUUCCACUGAGGGGCUCACACCUCAAAAGAUUCCCUAUUUUACGGACCUGACCUGGAAGAUCUACGACCUCAAAUACGUCCUGCUCGACUCGAGUCAAACUUCCGCCAUGACGAAAUCACAGGCGCUCCAGUCGAACCUGGACGUCGACUACGUGAUUAGCUAUAGCUUUGCGAAGACGGACAAGGCUAAGGCUGCUGCACAAUUCGAGAAGCUUUGCCAUGCCCUUGCAAAUGUAGGUCUGCAGACCGAGGCUCGCAAUGGAGACAACAACUCGGUGCUGCUCUUUGUAAGGGUAGCUUCGGAUGAGCACUUGUUCGGUGAAGUAUACAGAUCAAGGGUUCGAGACUGGAUGCAUGGCGUCCGCUCUGCUGCCCCCGACAAAGAGACGCGUGCCGCGCUCGAAGCCGAACCCCUCUACGAAGCUGAACGCCUGCGAAUCAUUUACCAGCUCAUUACCAACCCUACAGACGAAGGCGGAGCUGGCAUCACACCUAAGGAAGGAGAAUGGGAGGACGUCAAGUCCAUUUUCGCUCUUCACGAUCAUGCAUAUAACAAGGACUGGAUCAAGAAGUGGACAUCGUCCUACUUUCUGAGCAUAGAUGAUCUUGACGAUAUCAGGAACCGUCUAGGCGAAAAGAUCGCAUUUUACUUUGCCUUUACACAGUCCUAUUUCACCUUCCUGAUUCCUGCAGCAGGUUUCGGCACUUUCUCAUGGCUCUUCUUCGGUCAUUUCUCGCCCAUCUACGCCUUAUUCAGCGCACUUUGGUGUAUCGUCUUCACUGAAUACUGGAAGCACCAGGAGGGCGACCUCAGUGUCCGCUGGGGCGUCAAGAACGUUUCCACAAUUGACGUCAAGAGGAGAGACUUCCAGCACGAGCACACCAUCACGGACCCCAUCACCGGCGAGCAGGUCGGCUUCUUUCCCGCACAGAAGCGAUUUAGAAGGCAGUUGCUGCAGAUUCCCUUCGCCAUUGCGGCUACGUUCAUGCUUGGAACUGUCAUUGCAACCUGCUUUGGUAUCGAGGUCUUCAUCUCGGAAGUCUACAAUGGGCCACUCAAGAGCGUCCUGGUCUUUAUCCCUACUGGUAUCCUCACCACGGUCAACCCUAUUCUCAACACCAUCUUGACUCGGUUCGCUACACGGCUCACAGAAUUCGAGAACUACGAAACCGCAAGCGCCUUCGAAUAUGCUCUGACCCAGAAGAUCUUCGUGUUGAACUUCAUCAUGUCUUACCUCGGUAUCUUUUUGACCGCAUUUGUCUACGUUCCGUUCGGUACCGUUAUUGUACCUCACCUUGACGUCUUUAAUGUGGCUGUCCGUCCGUUCGCCGAGGACGAGAAGCAGCUGCAUCUUCACUCAACUACCGGCACCUCGAGCUGGUCAAUCAACCCUGACCGUCUCCGCAAGCAAGUCAUCUACUUCACGGUCACCGCGCAAGUUGUCAAUCUCGGCAUGGAGCUCAUCGUCCCGUAUUUGAAGCGUCGUGGAAUGGCCAAAUUCAAGGAAAUUCAGACUGAGCGUGCCGCAAAGAACGGUGGUGCUGCUCCUUCGCCCGCUGCAAACGACCCACCCGAGGAUGCCGCUUUCUUGGAUCGUGUCCGCAAGGAAGCCGAGCUUGAGGUCUACGAUGUUACCGCAGAUCUCCGCGAGAUGGUUGUCCAGUUCGGAUACCUGUCUCUCUUCUCUGUCGUCUGGCCUUUGACCGCUGUGUCCUUCCUUAUCAACAACUGGAUCGAGCUUCGUGCCGAUGCCAUGAAGAUCUGCGUCGAGAUGCAACGUCCUAUUCCCUGGCGUGCGGACACCAUUGGUCCUUGGCUCGAUUCUCUCAGCUUCCUAACCUGGAUGGGCAGCCUCACCACCUCCGCACUCGUCUACAUGUUCUACGGCGACGGCAAAGGCCCCGACGGCAAGCCCUCCAACAUCCAGCUCUGGGCCCUCCUUCUCACCGUCUUCUUCGCCGAACACAUCUUCAUCCUCGUUCGCACAGCCGUCCGCAUUGGCGUGUCCAAGAUCGAUUCUCCAGGUCAGCAGAAGGAGCGUCGCGAGCGCUUCCUGCUCCGCAAGCAGUUCUUCGACGAGAACCUGAGUCAGCUGCAGAAAUUCCCCUCGCUGACUGAUGGCGGUGAGGAAAUCACAAGGAAGAGUCUCGAGGAGGAUGCUAGGCAGUCGAGUCUGAGCGAGACGACGCCUGAGACGCGCUUCUGGAGUCGCCAGCGCGGGUGGAAGGAGUCUGCUAGCGUGGGCAAGAACUUGAUCGACAGAGCGGUGAUUGAGGCGAAGCCUGAGAUGAAGAAGGAAUUGUAAGUUGUGAGUUAACGGAGGAGUCAAUAUGGAGGGGAAGCAGGGAGGGAAGGGGGAAUCAAAAGGCACCUUGCAAGAUGUGGUGUUGGGUUGAGCAUAUUUAGCCCGGCGUUUGUGAGCGACCUAGGUACCAUCAAUAACAAGUGAACUCUCCGUUAGACACUGCUCGCUCAAUCGUCGAAUGUCGUUCACACUGCCUCGAAGUAAGUGGGUCAUC
This is a messenger RNA of Boeremia exigua, 2664 nucleotides long. Its product is annotated as calcium-activated chloride channel-domain-containing protein. Gene Ontology annotation, biological process: chloride transmembrane transport. NCBI's taxonomy places the organism in Eukaryota, Fungi, Ascomycota, Dothideomycetes, Pleosporales, Didymellaceae. The record is from RefSeq and is a predicted model, not a curated record. Gene Ontology annotation, molecular function: chloride channel activity. The transcript is spliced from 4 exons. Gene Ontology annotation, cellular component: cortical endoplasmic reticulum. Bases 141 to 2450 code for a protein of 769 amino acids.